AUGAGUGGCCGAGAGGAAGGUAACCUCUAUAAAAAAUCCCCCAACCCUAAGGUCGAGCGUGCCGACGGGGGAAGGCGUGGUAGACGAGGGCGCUUAGCACUCUCUGGUGAUGGAGGUGAGUCUGAUGGCUCGCAAUUGUCACUCGUAUCAGCUACAUCAGAAGAUAAUCGUAAGAGGAAGGUUAAGGCUCCGAGUGUUAAGGCUGUGGCUGCUAAGUACAAGGCGGUAGCAGCCUCUGCCUCGGUAACAGCGACUGAAGGGGAAGAGCUAGCCACUGAGAUUGACACGGAAGAGGAUCUCGACGAUCUUUCAUCGUCAUUAUCGAGGUCCAAACCAAAAAUGACUCUACCCAGCACGGAAGAGUUAGCACUGGAGUUUCGUUCUCAAUCAGGCGCAGUAAUUGAGGACCAUAUUGACCAACAUCUACAGGCCAUUGAGGAGGUAGCGGACAGAUCCCGAAAUUUAAAGGGAAGCUUCGCCCAGGGAUUAAGGUUGGCCGUGCGACAGCUCAAAGCGGCCGCCGGCGAACUUGCUAGGAGGUCAGCGGCCGAUGAUGUUAUCGCAAGGCUGGAGAAAGAAAAUGCUAAAUUGCGUUCGGCCCUCUCAAGCCUAAGCAUAAGAACAGAAAAACUAACGGAAGAAAUAAAGCGUUUCCGCGAGCAGUCCCAUUCAGACUUUACUAACGUACCUGGAAAGUCAACGCGAGUUACAAAGCACUCUCGUGAACAGAAAACC
Molecule: messenger RNA, 735 nt
Organism: Iphiclides podalirius (scarce swallowtail)
Lineage: Eukaryota; Metazoa; Arthropoda; Insecta; Lepidoptera; Papilionidae
Source: the annotation of a GenBank genome assembly